Aspergillus saccharolyticus JOP 1030-1 is the source of this 2699-nucleotide messenger RNA. Its product is annotated as COPI-interacting protein CEX1. Gene Ontology annotation, molecular function: ATP binding; protein kinase activity. The record is from RefSeq and is a predicted model, not a curated record. Gene Ontology annotation, cellular component: cytoplasm. Bases 248 to 2569 code for a protein of 773 amino acids. Gene Ontology annotation, biological process: protein phosphorylation; tRNA export from nucleus. NCBI's taxonomy places the organism in Eukaryota, Fungi, Ascomycota, Eurotiomycetes, Eurotiales, Aspergillaceae. The transcript has 9 exons.
GUUCAUUCUCGUUCUGGGGGCUGCAACCCUUUUCGCGCUUGCAAAACAGAUCAGCCUGCCGCUUAUCAACUUUUUGAACGUCUAUCUUUUUUCUUUUUUCUUUUUUUUCUUUUCUUCUUUGUUUUUAAUAUUCCCCUCCUACCACUAUUUCCGAACUCGACCGACUGCCGCACCGCGACCGGAGCUGCGUGAGACCAGCUAGCGGCAUUAUUCCCCUGUCACCAACCCCGAUUUCCACCAGCAAACGAUGGAUUUCCUAAAAUCCGCUGUCGCAUCAGCCAUCGCCAAAGGCAGCUCCUUUCCUUAUUCGCUUGGCGACAAAGUUGACGUUGCCGAAUCCAUUUGGGCUCUCCAUAACGCGACGAAAAGGGAUGACGGGGCAUCUUGCAGUGUCUUCACUUUCGACAUUGCCGCAAAUAAGUCUCGAUUACCGCUCGCCAAAAAUGCGGUGCGAAAGUCUCGAACAUUGAGGCAUCCCGGCGUGAUCAAGGUUCUGGACACGAUUGAGACGGACACAAAUAUCUACAUCGUUACCGAGCGUGUUGUACCUCUAUCCUGGCACGUGAAGCGGAAAAGCCUGAGCGAGGAGACGGCCAAAUGGGGGUUGUACGCAGUCGCAUCCACGUUGAAGUUCAUAAACGCCGAUGCUUCAUCCGUCCAUGGUGCCGUCAGGGCGUCAUCGGUGUUCACAAGUGAGAGUGGCGAGUGGAAACUCGGAGGGUUUGACAUUCUCAGUUCCAUGAAUGAAGAGGACGCCGUCAUAUAUACAUAUGCCAGUCUUCUACCCGACGCUGCUCGACAUACACCACCGGAAGUCAUCAAGGGAGGUUGGGAUAUUAUAAAACGCCACCCGCUCACAGCCAUCGACUCAUAUGGACUCGGUAUUCUUAUAUACGAGGUGUUCAAUGGCAAUUUCGGUAGUAAUGACCUGGUGGGCAAAACGACGAACAUACCACCUAGUAUGCACCAGAGUUACAAACGCCUGUGUACAGCUAAUCCUAAACUACGACUGAGUCCGGCUCAUUUCGUCGAGCAGGGAAAGAAGAGCGGUGGAUUCUUCCAGACGCCGCUCAUUCGCUUAUGCGAUGAUAUAGAGAGUUUGGGCUUGAAGAAUGAUGCUGAACGGGAGGAAUUCGUCAAUGAGCUCGAUGCCUUGUCGGAGGAUUUCCCCGAAGAGUUCUUCAAGAUGAAGGUGCUUCCAGAGCUUUUGAAAUCCGUCGAAUUUGGUGGAGGCGGCCCGAAAGUGCUCAGUGCUGUUCUCAAAAUCGGCUCUAAGCUGUCGUCGGAGGAAUUCAAUGCAAAGCUUACCCCAGUGAUUGUUCGGCUAUUUGGUAACCCCGAUAGAGCUUUGCGGGUCUGCUUGUUGGACCAUUUGCCGAUGAUGAUUGACAACUUACCCCAAAAAGUCGUCAAUGACAAGAUAUUUCCUCAAAUUACUUCUGGCUUCACAGAUGCGGCACCAGUGGUCCGCGAGCAGACAGUCAAGGCAGUCCUACCAAUUAUCAACAAACUCAACGACCGCACCAUCAACGGUGACCUGUUAAAAUACCUCGCGCGCACUGCGAACGAUGAGCAACCGGGAAUUCGCACCAACACGACUAUCUGCUUGGGCAAAAUAGCAAAGUAUCUCGGACAAGGUUCGCGAUCUAAAGUUCUCAUUGCGGCCUUCACAAGGUCCCUUCGCGACCCGUUUGUGCACGCUCGCAGUGCUGGUCUACUCGCGCUGGGAGCGACGAUGGAGUUCUUCUCGGAAGAAGACUGUGCGGGCAAAGUGCUGCCCGCCAUUUGCCCUUCUCUUCUUGACAAAGAAAAGAUGGUCCGAGACCAGGCGAAUAAGACUCUAGACCUUUACCUUCAGCGAAUCCGAAAGUACAGCAGCACCAUGGCAGACACGGUGCUUCCAUCAACGACCAGUCCUGAACCCGCCAAAGACACCACGCGCAUCGGAACCACCAGCGACAAGUCGUGGGCGGGAUGGGCGAUCUCGUCUUUCACGAACAAGCUGACGGCUGCUAAUGGCGAGAUAGAGCCCACCGCAAAUACUGCCGAGCCUGUCGAGCCAGAACCUGUGCGCUCUGCGUCAGUGCCUCGUCCAACUCGGUCGUCACCACUCGUACCCAAGGAAACAACACGCCCCGCGGGCCAUUCCCUGAGUCGAUCGGUGUCUGCACAGCCACCCACACUGGCUGCCAAGGAGGACGAACCCGAGGAUGUCUAUGACGCUUGGGGUGCAAUAGACGAUGAGGAUGAAAGCAGCGCAUUCAAGGGAGAUGAUCCAUUUGAGGCAGCCUCCAUUAGCAGCCCUAUCAUACCGGCUGCGGCGCCCAAAGCAGCCCCAGUGCCAUACGAUGAUGGCGGAGAGCCGGACUUUGCGGGUUGGCUCGCGGCACAGUCCAAGGGUAAGAAGCCGUUACCGAAGGGAUUGAACAAGUCUAGCCCUGCAACUGUCUCUCGUGCUUCGAGCCGAAGCAGUGUGGUUCCGUCGCGGACCGCUGCACCCGCCAAAAAGAUCGAUAUCAAGCCUAAAGAUGAGGAUGAAGAUGAUGGAUGGGGUGAUGCGUGGGAUUAAGAAAUCAAGGAAUAUUUACUAUUGCAUAGGGCCGGGCGUUUGGUGCAAAACGAUGUCGGUGGCUACUACUAUUUGGCUGUUGUUCUAUGAAUACCAAUUUUGAGUAGAAUAGAUCCGAAUAUGAUUCUAG